Podarcis muralis (Common wall lizard) is the source of this 1615-nucleotide messenger RNA. It is a transcript of the gene A4GNT, whose product is annotated as alpha-1,4-N-acetylglucosaminyltransferase. Lineage: Eukaryota; Metazoa; Chordata; Lepidosauria; Squamata; Lacertidae. The record is from RefSeq and is a predicted model, not a curated record. Gene Ontology annotation, molecular function: acetylglucosaminyltransferase activity. Gene Ontology annotation, biological process: protein O-linked glycosylation.
GAAUCAGUCAACAUGCUGAAGGAGAGCCAGGUGUACCUAUGUAUCUUCUUUUUGCUUGCAUUUGGGAUAUUGUAUGAGUUCUCCCUAGAACCUGGUUGCUUCUUUUCCUGCAAACCUGUUGCUAAACAACUUGUGAUACCCCAAGAUGUCCUCUCCCAGGGGAGAAGUAUCAUCUUUCUGGAGACAACUGAUCAUCUGCAGCCUCCACCACUGGUUUUAUGCUCUGUGGAAUCUGCUGCUAGAAUCUAUUCAGACAGACCCAUCAUUUUUUUUAUGCAAGGGCUGAACAAUAGCACAAUGAUAGAUUUCAAGUUGACUUCCCCUUCGCUGUCUUUCUUAUCGGCUAUGAAGAAUGUUUUCCUUUUCCCCCUGGAGAUGGACAUUUUGUUCCAGGACACACCUCUGUUCCAGUGGUACCAUCAGGUGAAUGCAACACAGGAGAAGAACUGGGUCUAUAUUAUCUCUGAUGCAAUCAGGCUUGCAAUGGUGUGGAAAUAUGGUGGGAUUUAUAUGGACACAGAUGUCAUUUCCAUCCGACCCAUCCCAGUGGCCAACUUCUUGGCAGCCCAGUCUUCCCAGUUCUCCAGCAACGGGAUCCUUGGUUUUCAGCGUCAUCACUGGUUCCUCUGGGACUGCAUGGUAGAUUUUGUUCAGCACUACAACGGAGCCAUCUGGGGAAAUCAGGGACCUCACUUAAUCACAAGGGUGCUAAAGAGGCUGUGCAACCUCACAGAUUUCAAUAAUGUGGAGGAUCAGACAUGUCACAACAUUUCCUUCUUGCACCCCCAGCGCUUCUAUCCCAUCCCCUACACACUGUGGCAUAAGUACUAUGAAGUGUGGGAUUCAAAGCCAGACUUCGACGAGUCCUACGCUUUGCACCUGUGGAACUUCAUGAACAGGAAAGAGAAGAGAAAUGUGAUCAUUGGGAGCAAUGCCCUGGUGGAAAACCUGUUCAGAACACAUUGCCCUACUACUUACCAGAGUCUUAUUCAAGCUGCACAAGGAAGCAAACAGAUGUCUCAAAAUAAAACUAGCCCAUUGUGGUAAAGCAAAAGGAGGAUAUGUUACCAUAUGCAAUACUUAUCCUAUUAGGCGUAUAAUUUAGGAACCUUGGACUCCCAAGCAGAUCACCUUCCACUGCAAGAUGAUUUUUAAUAUUCUCAGGGGGGAUGGAAAUCAGAGAAUUGCAGACUUGGAAAGGGCCCUGAAUGAAAAGCAUCUCAAAGAAUUUCAUCUAAAGCAUCCCUGACACAUAGCCAUCCAACCUCUGCUUGAAAACCUCCAAAGAAGUAGCGUUCACCACUCUCUGAGGCAGGGGCGUAUGAAGUGGGGGGCGGAGGGGGCAGGUCACCCCGGGUGCCACUCUGGAGGGGGUGACAAGAUGACUCCUGCCUCCCCCAGCUGUAGAGUGGCCGAGGGCAUGCGCAGUCAGUAUGGGUGCCACUCGUGCAGCGUCCGUACAGGCUGCCUCUCGCAUGGCGACAUUAUGGGCUGCCGUACAUGCACACUCCAUACGAGAUGCCCCACAUGCACACUCAGUAUGGGAUGCCACUCACGUGGCAGCCCGUAUGGUCGUUGUGCAAGCGGCAGCCCAUACAGUCGUUGCAAGCAGUGU